Molecule: messenger RNA, 3345 nt
Organism: Cephus cinctus (wheat stem sawfly)
Lineage: Eukaryota; Metazoa; Arthropoda; Insecta; Hymenoptera; Cephidae
Gene: Tmtc2
Product: transmembrane and TPR repeat-containing protein CG4341
Exons: 10
Coding region: 673-3105 (810 amino acids)
Biological process (GO): protein O-linked glycosylation via mannose
Cellular component (GO): endoplasmic reticulum membrane
Molecular function (GO): mannosyltransferase activity; protein binding
Source: RefSeq, a predicted model, not a curated record
GGGGCGCGCGACAGUUGGCGAUUGCAUCCAGAAGACGCGCGCUGCGUCGUCACUCGCGUCUCGCGACCCUCGUGUCCUCUCUCGGUGGCAUCGGGAUAUUAUAUAGAAAUAGGCAGAGAUAAGGGUUGCGGGAUUCAAUCGGUAUAUGAAUUUAUUGACAAUAAAGAAAUUUAGGGUAUACGAGUGAGAGCGAGAGAGAAGGAAUGAAAUAAAAUGAACCUAUACGAACAAUAAUAACAAUAGUGAUAAGGCUUACCGAUAAGAUUAUUAUCACAAGCGCGAACUCGGAUCGAAGAAUUGGGUAGAUUUUAUAAAAAAAAAAAAAAAGAAAAAAAAAAAAAAAGCGAGAAAAAAAAUAUCUUGCCGGAUAACGGAAGUUUCGUUAGCGACACAGAAGGUGAAAGUGAUUUUUGGGUUUCCAUGAUACGCGUAAGAUCCAGAAGUUGAUCUCCGUGCGAAUCCGACGACUUCCGUUAUUGCGAUAGCGUCGCGACGGAGUCCCUUCAGGCGCUCGUCUCAUUCCUCCACUUCUUCGUGCUGCAUCCCGGCUGGGACGUCGUCGAGAAGACGGGAUCGCGUCGGGGCUAUCGCGCGCCGGAAGUACCGAUCAGACGCACCAGGAGAAGGAACGCGGACGUGCAACAAGUUAAGAGGAGGCCGUCGCGAUGUGACAUGGAUAUCCUAGGCGUAGCCUGCGCCGUCGUCGCGGCGGCUCUCUACUACAAUACACUCCACGCGGGAUUUGUCUAUGACGAUCGAAGAGCCAUACUGACGAAUCCUGAUCUGUUGCCAACUUCACCCUGGAGCAGACUGCUCGAGGACGACUUCUGGGGUACUCCGUUACGUGAGCGCGGUUCCCAUGGGAGCUAUAGACCCCUUUGUGUAGCCACUUUUCGGCUUAAUCAUCUCCUCGGUGGUUUGGACCCUCGAGGCUAUCAUCUCGUGAACGUCGCUCUCCACGCAGCCUGUGCUGGUCUGGUUGUUAGGGCGGCGAGGAAGAUCUUACCGGGGCAGAAUCUAGCGCAGGCCAUAGCUGGUCUCCUCUUCGCCGUUCAUCCGAUUCACAGUGAGGCCGUAGCUGGGAUCGUAGGUCGUGCCGAUCUACUGGCCUGCCUUCUAACCCUGAUCGCCUUCCUGGCGUACGCAGCGCACUCUGCCGAGAGUCGCUCGCCCAUCCCGCUAGCCGUGACGUUGGUAUCCUCCAUCUUGGCCACCCUGGCCAAGGAGACCGGUAUCUCGUCCCUGGCUCUGUGCCUCCUGUGGGAGGUGUGCCGCGGGGAGCCCGAUAGAAAGGGUACAAGCGGCUGGACAAGACGUCGCAGCGUGAGCGUCCUCUCAGGAGGGUUGCUGCUCCUGGUCCUGGGCAGAUUGAAAGUGGGUGGCGCUCCUCCGGAGUUUGCCAGUGCUGACAACCCCAUAGCUAGACAUCCAUCAAGGCUGGUCCGUGGUCUGACCUUCCUCUAUCUACCAGCCGUCAGCGCCAGAAUGCUGCUCUGUCCCAGUACUCUGAGCUUCGACUGGUCCAUGGAUGCUGUGCCCAGGAUCACCAGUCUCCGGGACCCGCGCAACCUAGAGUCAGCUUGCCUCUACGCCGCUUUAGCAGGAGCUGGACUUUGGGCAGCCCGAGGACUACGCGGAGGAUCAUCCUCGAGGUGUCCCGUCUGCUCCGGCAGAAGGACCGGCUGCCAUACAGACAGAUGCCGUGCAGCAAACAACAACAACGGUCCCAUCGGCGUCUGUUACUGCCCCAAGAAGCCAAUAUCCUUCCCGAGCACGACCUUCCCUGCUGCCGUGGCCACCUCCAUCGGCUUCCUGGCUCUUCCCUUUUUACCAGCCAGCAAUCUUCUUUUCUACGUCGGCUUCGUCAUCGCGGAGCGCGUUCUCUACUUACCCAGUGUCGGUUCCUGUCUCCUAAUCGGUGCAGCCGUUGCUGGGGCUUAUCGUGUCGCCAGAAGAAUCUCAAGAGCCUGGGGCAGGGCUGUGCUACUGAUAACGGCUCUUCUACUAGCUAUCAUGUCAGCCAAGACACUCAGAAGAAAUCUCGACUGGUACGACGAGGAGAGUCUCUACAGAUCGGCGCUUCAUGUGAAUCCGCCAAAAGCCUACGGAAAUUUGGGAAGCGUACUGAGUGCUCAGGGACGAGUAUCAGAGGCAGAGGAAGCCUUCGUACAAGCCCUUAGACACAGACCCAACAUGGCGGACGUCCACUACAACCUAGGAAUAUUGCAGCAGGGCAGAAGAAAUUACGAGGAGGCCAUCUUGAGUUAUCAAAGGGCCAUCCACUUCCGGCCUUCCUUGGCUCAGGCAUACGUCAAUCUGGGUGCUGCUCUUGCGUCUUCCGGUAGGGGUAGCGAAGCUGCUGCCGUUUUACGUGCCGGUGCAUCCCUCGAUGGGUCUGGGUUAAAGGACAGAAGAGCGCACGAGGCUGCUAGGGUCCAAGCGCUACUUCAGCUGGGUGCACUUUACGCGGACCAAGGAAGACUUCAGAGAGCCUUGUCUGCAUACAGGGAGGCCCUUGGGGCCUUGCCGGAGCACUAUCCACCUCAGAGCGUCUACAAUCUACUGGGCGAGACCUUAUCCAGGUUGCAGCAGUACGCAGAAGCUGAGAGAUGGUUCCAGGCCAGUCUGGCUAGUCAGCCUGACCACGUGCCUGCUCAUAUCACUUACGGAAAGUUGCUAGCACGUAACUCCAGUCGAGUCUUGGAAGCUGAAAGAUGGUUCCUGAGAGCCAGAAGGUUGGCGCCCCAGGAUCCCAGCGUACAUCACCAUUAUGGAGCGUUCCUCGCGUCUCAAGGUCGUCUAGCGGAAGCUGCCGAAGAACAGUUGAGGGCUGCCGAACUGUCCAAGAUGGACUACGAGCUGUCGAUGGCUGCGGCGUCGGCGUUGCGUCAAGCCGAGCGUUGCGAAGAAGCCGAGAGUUGGUACAGGCACGCAGCAUCCCUGAGACCUCACGAGGCCAGAAGUCAUACCAACCUCGGGGCGAUUCUUCAUCUCAAUGGAAAAUACAAACAAGCAGCCGCCGCUUACAGAGAAGCCCUGAGGCUUCAGCCGGGAGACGCAACGACUCUGACCAAUCUCCACAAGCUUGCAGCCCUCUUGGCGUGACGCAGGACCGAGCUGGAGAUGCGAGAGACCCCGGCCCUGCCCCCCAAAUACCUAACCCCAAAGUGUACAAUAUACCCCAAAAUCAUCCGUAACAUCACCCCGCUCCUCCCAGCGUUUAUUUAUCCACGAGAUAAUCGAUCAGACGCGUCCAGAUUUAUUGGCCACCUGAUCGACGCGACCGACUCGUACGCCUCAGCUACGGUAUGUAAAGAAUAAAGCUUCAUUUAUUUUUCUCUAAUA